Parastagonospora nodorum SN15 is the source of this 2709-nucleotide messenger RNA. RefSeq lists its product as hypothetical. The transcript has 4 exons. Bases 1 to 2709 code for a protein of 902 amino acids. The record is from RefSeq and is a predicted model, not a curated record. Lineage: Eukaryota; Fungi; Ascomycota; Dothideomycetes; Pleosporales; Phaeosphaeriaceae.
AUGUCGUUCAAAAUCAUUGGGUUCGCGUGCUUCGUGACUUCGUUGAUAGUGAGCGGUGGUGCGGUUUCCAAUAGCCAAGCUGAAGAACUGUCUGCUCGAGACAAAAUCCCGGAGACCAUCGCGUCUCUUUCACCAAAGCGACAGGAACAGCCAUGGCGAAAUGAUACUAGAUCAGCAUCUUCGUCUGCUCCAACAUGGAUACCACGUACCAGACCUUUUGAAGUCCACUCCUCAUCUGGACAUCAUCUUGCGACACCAGCAGCUGUGACGAGCAACAGUGCAGCUUCAGUAUCGACUUCAACACAAAGCUCACCCUUGAGCUCAGUGGCUCAUCUUGUAUAUCCGAACAGCCAUCUGAGUAUGAGCGAAGCUGCAAAUACCUGGAGCGACACAUCCUUCAUUACAAGCUCUCUAUCGUUGCCUAUUCUGAUAUCUGAGCAUGCUCUCUCGACCUCAACCAAACCCGUUCCUUCCGAGCAACAUGCCUCAGUCACUCGAAGCACUAUGCCCAUUUCCUCUAAGACUAUAUCGGUGCAUUUUCCACAACUCACAGUUAUUCCCUCAUCUUACUCAUCGGAUCUCAUGGAGCAAACGAUGUUCCCUAUUGCGUCAGCAUCAACACUUGCACAAGAGCUCUCAUCGCAACGAACAACGAGCCGGCUUUCUACGUAUUCGAUGCCUAGAUUCAUGCCACCCCAUACACCUGUCCUCCCGGCAUCACCAGGAAGCGCGUCAUGGUCCAAAAGUCUACACCUUACGUCAGCCCUCAGUUCUACUGCUAUUCCGGCCCACCCUACGCCUCAAACCUCUUAUCAUCUGCCAAAUUCCGCUGAUGGUGUGACACCGUCGCAGAGUGGCUUUGUCACAACAUUGGCUGUCAACACCUCAAAUUUGUUAGCGACUUCAUCUGUGAGACAAGUAGAUUACUCCGUAUCGCUGUCAACUACACCGGCGCUUGUUACAUAUAUGACAACACCCUUAACUUCAAUCGGCGGGCUGCCUGUGGGAUCAAGUACCUCCGCCCCUCUCAGGGAUACUUCGAAAGUGGUGCAGCCUGUCAAUACUCUAACACAGGAAAUCUCAUCUGCUACUGUAGCCAGCGAUACGCCACCAUACCUUUCCCCCUCUGUCGUAGCUUCUUCGGGUACAUACCGAUCGACAACGCCCUUCAACAAGACAAAUCCUACGUCAGUAGGCAACGAUCCUACUCCUUCGGUGCCAGUUCCGACUGUAAGCUCCAUCUUCACAUUUGUGCUAAGCACAAGCUCGAUUGAUGGACCAGUAUUGUUGCUUGGCCCAAGCUCCUCAUGGCACAACAACACCACGUCAGUAACUGUCACUUCAUCUGAUAUGACACUGCAACAUGGUGCAGAAGUACCAACGGGACAGCAAGCCAGCUUUAACAGCACGGUGCUGUAUGCUUCGAAUACCUCUCGCGCCUCAAAUUGGAAAACUUCCACACUUCCCACGCCCACACUCAACAGCACCAACUCUGAUGGCGCUACUUCAAUAACGAUUCUUCUCGCUCCAAUGACGAGCUCAACUGUGCCAACAAUAUCGACUACACAUGUCAACACGUCCGUGACAGGGCCAAUAAAAACGGUUACUGUAGCUCUCCCACCGCCCAGCUCUACUACGAAUAGCGCAACUUCAGAUCCUCCAACAUCGCCUCCCUUGACAGUCUCGCAGAAAGCAGGCGUUGCUAUAGCAAGCACAACUGGUCUUCUCAUUGCUGUGGUCGCAGCCAUUUAUCUCGCUCGACGAUAUAGAAUGAACAAAUCGAGGCGCUCAAGUCUAGGGAGUAUCUACCCCAAAGAGGCCUACUUGUACGAUCCUCCCGCGGGUGGAAGUGACCACAACGGGGAUGUAGAGGAUGUUCUGAUGUCGGGUGGGUCCAGCGGCAUGCCGCCGAUGGUCUGGAACGAUUUCCGGGCAUCGACUGCCGCCGUUGAGUACGGUCGCGCUUCUAGCAGGAAUCUGCUACCCCAGCGAUUUAGUAAUCCAGGAAACCCUUUCCGAGAUCCAGGUGAUGCUUCACAAUAUUCCGUUGAAUACAAUCAAAGCCGUAUUCAAACACCCACAGAGACGGAAGCUGCAUUUGCAGCCGCCAUCAAAAGGAUACAGAGGCACAUCACAGGGGCUCUUCUGGAUCCUUUUGAGCAUGAUUUGCUUCUAAAGGUCGACACUUUUACAGAAACGCCCGAUUUUGCGACUGUCUAUGCUCCUUCUACCGGCUCGAGCUUGUUGAUACCGGCGACCGCACCGAUUCGAGCGCAAUCGAGAAAUCCUUGGGCAUCUUCGAUGAUAAGCACGUGUCUGGCAGAUCCUAUCACACCACUCAAUAAACGGUUCGAACCAUCAAGUCCAAUAUCGCCCGAUGCCACUAUAGUCGCAUCAGAAUGCUUUUCACCAAUCUUCGGUCACCGCUCGUCAUCCACGUGCUUCACGCCUUUUCAAAAGCAAGACGAAGUUACCACUUCUCCCAUUUCGCCUUCGUGUGGAGCUGUCCAUAUAGGCUGGGACGAAAUCAAGCGAUACUCCGCAGAAAAAGUUGUGCCCUCCGUCGCUAGUCUUAGCCCUCCGUUAGGGUACUGUAGUCCAAUUCAGACCAAGAAGAAGUCGCUGCCCCAGCUACGGCGCAAGGAUCCGAUACUCACUGGCUUAGGAGAAGUUCGACAAUCACGCUCACAUCUCUCGUUAGCACCAUAG